AUGCCGAUCUUACCGCGCAGCGCCCCCGGACGCGGCCUAAGCCCCAUCCCUCUGCCUUUUGUAUGUCAAUCGUGCCAGAGAUCGCUGCGCCGUUUCUCGGUGACGUCAGGCCGCGCAAGUGCUACUACUACUGUUACUGCUACUGCUCCUCCACCAUCACCGUCCCCGUCCGGUUAUGCGCUGCUGACCUCCCGACGCUUGAUCAGCCUUGCCGGUCCGGAUGCGCCCAAGUUUUUACACGGUCUGAUCACGCAGUCCGUUGUUGAUGAGCCCGGCGGCGGGAACGGUAGACAUCGGCAUAAUACGCCGGUCUCCUCUCACACUAGUCUCGCUGCCGGGGCACCGGGUUUCUACAGCGGUUUUCUGAAUGCGACGGGCCGCGUGCUGCAUGAUGUGUUUGUCUACCGGGACACGCUAGGCAUCAAUGCAGGCGCGGCAGAUGGAGAGACUUUCGUCGUCGAGGUGGAUGCCGCACAGGUAGAUACGCUGGCGCGGCAUAUCAAGCGAUACAAGCUGCGGAGCAAACUCACGUUCCGGGUUUUGGAUGAGGGCGAAAUUGCUGCGUGGCAGGUGUGGGAUGGCUCUUCUAUCUCCUCGUCUGAGAAUUCGCCGUUAUCGCAUCUAAAAGACAGUAUCAUCCUGCCGGAUACUCGUGCCCCUGGGAUGGGGUAUCGAGUACUUCGACGCGGGGGAGCGAACGGACUGGACGUGGACCUAGCACAAAGUGACGACAAUAUGUAUCGCGUGAGACGGUAUUUGCUUGGCGUAGCGGAGGGCCAGGCUGAGAUACCGCGCGAGCAAGCACUUCCUCUCGAGGCUAAUAUGGACCUCAUGGGAGGCAUUGACUUCCGAAAGGGAUGCUAUGUAGGACAGGAACUGACGAUCCGCACACGGCACCGCGGUAUUGUACGCAAGCGCAUACUGCCAUGUCUACUGUAUCCUCCCAAUCCUUCUCCCCCUUCCCCACCUAAAGCUCUCGAGUAUAAGCCCUAUAUAUCCGACGAGGGUACACAUGGGGAAGGGAGUAAUAAAGAAUUAUCGGCAGAGGAUAUCCCGUCGAACUUGAGUAUAGGCAGAGACGGUACCAAAGGCCGCAGCGCUGGGACUUGGCUUCGAGGGGUGGGAAAUAUCGGCUUGGCACUAUGCAGGCUGCAAAUCAUGACGGAUGUCGAACUACCGGGGGAGACGGCUGUGGGAGCACCGUUCGACCCGACUCGUGACGAGUUUGUUGUUAAGUGGGGAGCGGACGAGGAGGGUAGUGGAGGACAGUCCGUCAAGAUAAAGGCGUUUGUGCCGGAUUGGAUGCGUGAAAGGUUACAAGAGGGUACGUAG
Molecule: messenger RNA, 1332 nt
Organism: Daldinia childiae
Lineage: Eukaryota; Fungi; Ascomycota; Sordariomycetes; Xylariales; Hypoxylaceae
Product: putative transferase CAF17, mitochondrial
Exons: 1
Coding region: 1-1332 (443 amino acids)
Cellular component (GO): mitochondrial matrix
Molecular function (GO): protein binding
Source: RefSeq, a predicted model, not a curated record